Molecule: messenger RNA, 685 nt
Organism: Cloeon dipterum
Lineage: Eukaryota; Metazoa; Arthropoda; Insecta; Ephemeroptera; Baetidae
Exons: 1
Coding region: 72-617 (181 amino acids)
Source: RefSeq, a predicted model, not a curated record
CGUAGUGUGCGUUAUGUCAUUUUAGUACUGACCCACGAACUGACAGUAAACGUUUCAGAUUGAUUCCAGACAUGGAGUUCUUCAAGUUAGCAGCCUUGUUGGCAUUCGUGGCACUUGCGGUGGCCGAUCCACUGCCCUCGAUGGAGGAGGAAGAAGACGCGGAAUCAAAAGACAACCUGGCGACGGAGCCUGAUUGGGCCAACUUUGGCAAAAACUGUUUCAUCCAGAACAGCGAGAAGAUCGGACUGGUUCAGGGCGAAGAGCACACACUGCAAGCCAAACUGCCAGUUUUGGACUCCGAUUUCGCCUACUGGUCCAUCAAGAAGUGGCAGUUGGACGACGGUGAGUUCUUUGAGAUUCAGAACGAUGACAGCUUCGAGUUCAUCGGCGUGAUAAACGAUGGAGACGAGGAGAAGGACGACUACCAGAUCAUCACCACACCAUUCCACUACCUCUUCAAAAAUCCGGGUAACUUGUGGCAACUGCAGCGCGAGCCGAGUGGCCAGUACAUCAUCAAACACAUGAACACCGAGCUUUUCCUCACCCUUGACUCGGAGAAAAAAAUCAGCUUGGAACAAGCGACGCCGACCAAGUGGUCUAUCAUCUGCCCGCAGUAGAAUUCAAUUUUGUAAAUUUUUGCUUUAAAAGUUUCGAUAGAAUCUAUUAUAUUGCAUUAAACCACUAA